Messenger RNA from Nomia melanderi (Alkali bee), 2006 nucleotides. RefSeq names its product tektin-3. Gene Ontology annotation, cellular component: nucleus; microtubule cytoskeleton. The record is from RefSeq and is a predicted model, not a curated record. NCBI's taxonomy places the organism in Eukaryota, Metazoa, Arthropoda, Insecta, Hymenoptera, Halictidae. Gene Ontology annotation, biological process: cilium assembly; cilium movement involved in cell motility.
AAGUUACAUCAUUGGAAGUAACAUUACAGACUUUAGCUUACCUACACUGCUGAAGGUAACUAUGGUAUCGUGAAUGGAUAUACAAAACAAUAUGGACAUUCUUGGUAUAAGAAAAAGGGAAUUACAACCAUGGAGUAGAAACACCGUUCCAUCAUCUUUCAUCGAAUCGGCAAGAAGAUAUUGCUCGAAAGAUUAUAAUAAUACGCAUAAUUUGAUACCUUGGCGUCAAAACGUAGGCUACGAAAAUGUCGAAAUUCUUCCAUUUGCUUCUAGAGUGACGAGCUCGGUGUCUGAGAACUCUGCUGGGAAUGGUAUAACUCCAUUGAAGUUCCCGAAUCUUUUAACAGGAUAUGAUCGCAAUCCUGCACACGCGACGACAACCGCCCUUCAUACGCGAUACACACCCAACGAAUGGUUUGAGAAACAAGUUAAAUCCUACAAUGAAGCAGAUUCGUGUAGACAUUUUUCGGAAAGAAUACGAAACGAUGCGUUACGCGUUAUUAGAGAGGCGGAGGAAAAGGUGCAACACGGACAAUACGAUACUGGUAGAAGGCUCGGAGAAAGAAUAAACGAUGUGAAUUUCUGGCGAAACGAAGUAGCAUCCGAGUUGGAAAGAUUACUUCAGGAAAUCGAAAGAGUUCAAGAUUGCCGUUCCGUUCUAGAAAAAGCCAUUAAAGACAUUGAAGCUCCGAUACACAUCGCAGAGGAAUGCCUUUACCACAGAGAAGCUAGAAAAGGUAUAGAACUCGUCCAUGACGAUCUGGAAAAAUGUUUGCUGAAAGAAAUGGAGACUUUGCAUCGGAAUAAAAAGAAACUGGAAGCUUGUCUGGACACAUGUAAAGAACAGCUUAGAGAUUGUAGAGCUUCCCAGAAUCAGUUGGAACUGGACCUGAAAAACAAAGAAAAUGCAUUGGGAAUAGAUUCGAUGUGCCAUAGAUUGAAUAAUUAUAGUCACGGAUUACAAUAUUAUUCCAGAAUCGAUGAAAACGAAUACGAUCUAUGUGAUUUUAGUGUUUCAGAGCAGGAAACUUGGAUGGACGCAGCGAACCGAAUAGUCGAGAAAUCUCGAACGAAAAGAAAUAAAUGUAGUCAGUUGAGAUCGAAUGCAGAAGUUCUCACAACUAAAGUGGCACAGGAAAUGUGGGAUGCCUGGAACAACACGAACAACGCAUUGGCGUACAGAUCUUCCGAAUUGCUCGAAGCUAAAACUAAACUUGAACAACAUUUACAAAAAGUGCAGCAGGAGAUAUUCGAGAUUGAGAAGAAUUUAGAACUGAUGAAUAAAGCUAUCGCGGACAAAAGUUAUGUGAUUAAAGUAGCGCAUACUCGAUUAGAGGCUAGAAUGCAUCGGCCAGAGAUCGAGCUUUGCCGGGACUAUGCUCAUAUGAGUCUUCGGAAAGAAAUCGACGACAUCCACCAUCAAGUGGAGAGAAUGCAGAAGGCGCUGAAAGAGUUGGAGAAUCAACAGCAAAAAUUAUUAAGAACACGCUUGACACUGGAACAUGAUCUUGCUUUGAAAAUCGAUGCAAUUUACAUCGAUCGGGAAAAAGUAUCUGGUCUUCGACGAGCUUACCCGAUCAACGUUCUCUUCAAAUUCUAACAAUACAAGAUGAUUUUCAGUUAUCUCACAUCAUUGAAAUGCACUCCUAAAGAGAUUUAGGUCCAGUGACAUUUCACAUUCGUGAAAAAAAAAACAUCGGGCAGUUUGUUCAACAAUAACAUUCUAUUAUAGCUCCAAGUUUACCACACUUUUUGUCAUUACAAUUACUUUUCGUUACUUUUGCUUUUGAAAUAACUUGGUAGAGGUAUUUUUAUUCCUGAUUUUGCCUCGAAGAAAGUAUAGGAUAGCGUAAUUUCCUUGACAUUCACCAUUUUCGGGUCUUCUGCGAAUUGUGGGUCAAUAUAGAAGAACACAGGCAUGUCUACCUGUAACAUGUUAGAAUGAUCAUUGGUGUUUGCGAUAGAAUUGAGAAUAAAUUGAUUUGGUAAAGAUGAUUGAGUUUACU